AUGAAGUUUACUUCUGCUGCAAUCACCGCAUUUCUCGCAUUCUUUGCUACUUCGACUGCUGCCGCUGGUAGUGAAGGAGACCUCCCCAAGCUGCGUGUGGGAAUCCUGAAACGUGCUACUACAUGUGAACGCAAAGCUGCUGUUGGCGAUGUUGUUCAGGUUGAUUACACUGGCAAGCUUGCUGAUGGUACUGUUUUUGAUUCUUCGCUCAAGCCUGGCCGUACUCCCCUGGAGUUUGCAGUUGGUCUUGGUCAGACUGUUCCCGGAUUCGACAAGGGCGUUCUGGGCAUGUGCAUUGGUGAAAAGAGAAAGCUGGUCAUUCCACCACAUCUUGGCUAUGGCAGCAGUGGUGCUGGUGGUGUUAUUCCUCCUGAAGCUACUCUUACAUUUAUCACAGAGCUUAAGGGCAUCAAGGGUUAUAAGGAGUUUGUUCCUGGUGAAGAUGAAAAGAAAGAAGAGCCUAAGGUUGUGAAGAAAGAUGAAGUUGAAGACGAAGACGAUGAUGAGGACGACGAUGAGGAUGAGGAUGAUGAGGAGGAAGAAGAGGAACCUAAGGUUGAGAAAAAGGAAGAACCUAAGACCGAGGAGAAGAUUCCCGAAGAAGAACCUAAGGCCGAAGAAAAGACCCCUGAAGAAGAAACAAAGUCCGAGGAGAAGAAAACUCUCAAGGAUGAAACCAAGGUUGAGGAGAAAGAAGUUCCUAAGGAAGAGCCUAAGGUUGAGAAAAGGGAGGCUGAGGCUGAAGAGAAGGCCGAAGAGAAGGUCGAAAAGAAGGCCGAAGAGAAGGUCGAAAAGAAGGCCGAAGAGAAGGUCGAAAAGAAGGCCGAGGAAAAGGCUGAAGAAAAGGCCGAGAAGAAGGCUGAAGAAAAGACCGAGGAGAAAGCUGAAGAAAAGGCCGAAGAAAAGGUGGUCCUUAAGGAAGAACCUAAAGAAGAGCCUGUCCCUAUUGAUCCCGUCGAUGUGAUUUCUGAGGAAGAAGCUAAAGAAAAUACAGACAAAGACGUUGAAGAGGCCGCUUCUGCUGCUGCUGACAAGAUUGCUGAGGUCGAAGUCAAGCCUGAGGAUAUUAACAAGGAAGCCGAAGCCGAGAAGAAGGAGGAACUUGAGGAGAAGAAAAAGGAAGAGACUCCCGAUGGUGCUGAGCCUGAUCUUGAGGAUGAAAUUGAGGCUGACACCGAUGACGUCAAGGAGUCUGCUAAGGAAGAAAUCAAGGUUGAUGAGAAGGUCGCUGAAGAGGUUAAGGCUGAGCCUGAAGCCAAGACUGAAAGUGUCAAGGAGGAGGUCAAGAAGCCCAUUGUCAAGGAAGAUCUUUAA
Magnusiomyces paraingens is the source of this 1314-nucleotide messenger RNA. RefSeq lists its product as uncharacterized. Gene Ontology annotation, molecular function: peptidyl-prolyl cis-trans isomerase activity. Lineage: Eukaryota; Fungi; Ascomycota; Dipodascomycetes; Dipodascales; Dipodascaceae. The record is from RefSeq and is a predicted model, not a curated record. The transcript has a single exon. Gene Ontology annotation, biological process: protein peptidyl-prolyl isomerization. Bases 1 to 1314 code for a protein of 437 amino acids.